CUCUUCGCGCCGCCACUGCCGGCUCACGCGUAGUAACGCACCAAACGCAAGCGUCUCUUUCUGAACGUCACAUUCAGACCGUCUCGUCACUUCAGUUGGACUUUACACUUCGGAAUACGAGUCAAAUGAAAAAUGUAUCAAGACUAAUUAGGAAGAAAACUUAGUAUGUGUGCAGAAUCUCUUGGAAAGAGCCUGAUGUAUGUCUUUGAGAGAAACUAUGGGGGGAGUGUCUCAGUCGUUUCAUCAUUGGAAACACUAGUUUGAGGUUAGACAGCAGCUGGACCCGAACUGGCAUUCGGACCUAUUUCACGCUGGCUGGGAAUAUUGUACAGCUUGGAUAAGCGUUAUUGUGCUUUUGGCGAGCUGAUGAUGACGAUGAUGAUGGACGUCCUGAGCCUUCAAGCGUUCGCGCUCCUGUGCGCGUUACCAACCACGCUGGCAGCAAAUAACUAUCACUGCAAUGGGCCGCUCGUGUCGUCCCUACCCCCCACAUCGUUCCAGAGCUCGACGUCCUCCUCUGACAGCCAGUCGCCAUAUUUAGCCAAGCUCAACAGAAAAGACGGAGGAGGUGGCUGGGCUCCAGAGCGCACAGACAGACAGCGAUGGCUACAGGUGGAUCUGCGGGAAAGGGUCGAGGUCACAGCUGUGGCAACCCAAGGUCGUUUCGGAAGCCCUGAUUGGGUGACGAGCUACAUGCUGCUUUACAGUGACACAGGAAGAGCUUGGAAGCAGUUCAGACAAGAGGACAAUGUAGGGACGUUCCCAGGAAACACUAAUUCAGAUGGGAUUGUUCACCACAAGCUCUCAAACUCCAUCAGAACACGGUUCCUGCGGUUCUUGCCAUUAGACUGGAGUCCCGGGGGAUGGAUAGGCCUCAGAGUGGAGGUCUACGGUUGUGCUUACAAGUCGGAUGUUGCAGACUUCAACGGCAGGAGCUCUCUGCUGUACCGCUUCAAUCAGAAGUCCACCAGCACAGUGAAAGAUGUAAUCUCGCUGCGGUUCAAGAGUCAACGUGCGGACGGGGUUCUCGUCCAUGGCGAGGGGCAACGGGGCGAUUACAUCACGCUGGAGCUACACAAGGGCAGACUGGCUCUACACAUCAAUCUCGACGAUGCUAAGACGCGUGCUAGCAGUGGCCACGUUUCUGUGUUUCUGGGUAGUCUGCUGGACGACCAGCACUGGCACUCCGUCCUGAUCGAGCGAUUUAACAAACAGAUUAACUUCACGGUGGACAGACUAACCAGACGAGUGAGAACGGGUGGCGUCGACGAUUCGCUGGAGGUCGAUUACGAGCUCAGCAUCGGAGGCAUCCCUCUACCCGGAAAGCCAGGCACGUUUCUACGGAAGAACUUCCACGGAUGUAUGGAGAACCUGUAUUACAACGGAGUCAACAUUAUUGACUUAGCCAAACGGCGCAAGCCACAAAUCUACAGCGUGGGAAACGUGACCUUUACCUGUUCAGAGCCUCAGCAUGUUUCCGCCACCUUUCUGAGCUCCAGCAGCAGUUUCCUGUCACUUCCUGCGGCCGGCGUGUCAGACGGCGAAGAGUUGUCGGUGACUUUCCAGUUCCGGACAUGGAACAGAGAGGGGAUGUUACUAUCCACCUCGUUGAGGAGAGACACUGAGAGGCUCUUGUUGCUUCUUGUCAAUGGGCAGCUGAGACUCACACACCACCGAUCGGCACUGCAAAGCUCUGACUUAGUCAUCGGUCAGGCUCUGAGUGACGGCCAGUGGCACGCGGUGUCCAUUAGCGUGGGCGGACUGCAGGUGUCCCUCUCCGUGGACGAUGAGGCGGCGUCCACCAUGCAGCUGAAGGAGAGCGCGCAGCCCGGGAAGAACGUGCUGAUUGGAGGUUGCCCACCAACAUUAGCCAAUCCGGGAUGUCGGAAUCCAACGGUGACCUAUCAAGGCUGCAUACGCUCUAUUGUCAUAAACAACCAGCCAAUCAACUUGUACUUGGUGCAGCAAGGCCUGCUGGGAAACUACAGCAAGCUCCAGUUUGACAUCUGUGGCAUUCGCGACCGAUGCCUUCCAAACUAUUGCGAGCAUGACGCGGAGUGUUCUCAGUCAUGGAACAAGUUCUUCUGCGACUGCUCGGGAACCGGGUACACGGGAGCCACCUGUCAUAACUCCAUCUUUGAACCCUCCUGCGAGGCCCACAGGCUAACAGGAAGCGCCUCCGGCUUCUUCUCCAUCGAUCCUGAUGGAAGUGGUCCGCUCAAAUCUACCGUCGUCUAUUGCAACAUAACCGACGAUAAGGUUUGGACGGUGGUUAAGCACAACAGCACAGAGAUGGUACGGGUUCAAGGGUCGUCCCCCCAGAAGCCUCACGUGAUGACGUUUAACUACAGCGCCACCCUGGACCAACUCCGCACGCUCGUGGGCAGGUCUGAACAGUGUCAACAGGAAGUGAUGUAUCUCUGCAGGAAGUCCCGACUUUUUAACACAUGGGAUGGAACGCCCUUGUCCUGGUGGCUGGAUCGGGCAGGCGAGAGAAGGACGUACUGGGGUGGAUUUCUCCCCGGGGUGCAGCAAUGCGCCUGCAGUCUGGAUGAGAACUGCAUCGACAUGAACCAUUUCUGCAACUGCGACGCUGACCGCAGCUCAUGGGAGAAUGACACUGGAGUUCUGUCUUACAAAGAACACUUACCAGUGAGCGAGAUCUUAGUGGGCGACACAAACCGUACGGGGUCGGAAGCGAUCUACAGGGUGGGGUCUCUCCACUGCUUCGGCGACAGGUUCCUGUGGAAUUCUGCCUCCUUCUACCAGGAGUCCUCAUACCUGCACUUCCCCACACUCCAGGCCGAGCUGAGCGUCGACAUCUCGCUCUAUUUCAAAACAACGGCCCCUUCAGGUGUCCUUCUGGAGAACCUGGGCGCAAAAGACUUCAUCAGACUGGAACUCAGUGCUCCCUCCGUGGUAACCUUCGCUUUUGACGUCGGGAACGGGCCGGUGGUCUUAACGGUGAAGUCUCACCUGCCGUUGAACGACAAGCAGUGGCAUUACGUGCGAGCGGAGAGGAACGUGAAAGAGGCGUCGCUGCAGGUGGACCAGCUGCCCUUGCGCUUCCUGGAGGCUCCUACCGAAGGCCACACCCACCUUCAGCUCAACAGCCAGCUGUUUAUUGGUGGCACGGCAUCUAGACAGAGAGGGUUUCUGGGAUGCGUUAGGUCGUUGGACAUCAACGGGAUGACCCUUGACCUUGAGGAAAAGGCUAAAAUGACCCCUGGGGUCAGUUUAGGUUGUCCGGGUCACUGCAGCAGCCAAAACAGCUUGUGUCACAACCGGGGGAAGUGUAUCGAAAAGAGCAGCGGUUACGUCUGUGACUGUACGCGUUCGGCCUACGGAGGACCCAACUGCAAGAAAGAAGUUUCCGUGUCCUUCGAAAGCGGCUCGUCGGUGACCUACACCUUCCAGGAGCCGUUUUCCGUGACGCGCAACCACAGUCGCCAGUCUUCCGCCAUCUACGCUCAGAGCAGCAACUCACGAGAGAGCGUGGCCUUCAGUUUCCUCACCACUCAGACGCCCGCCAUGCUACUGACCGUCAACACAUACCAUCAGCAGUACAUGGCUGUUAUUCUCGCUCACAACGGGAGUCUGCAGAUCUGGUAUCGCCUGAACAGAGAGAAAGAGCCGGACGUCUUCACAUCGGCGUCUGCAAACCUGGCCGACGGACUUCUUCAUCGAGUGCAGAUCCACAGGGAGGGAAGAGACAUGUAUGUUCAGAUUGAUAGAGAUACCAGUCUGAAAUACGUCCUGUCUACGGACAAGGAGUUGAUCACGAUAAGGUCUUUGACAUUGGGGAAAGUCACAGACUCCGCCUCCUUGCCGCUCAUAGGCAGAGCUGGCGUCGACGAGGAGGUGCUUCAGGCCGGGUCGAAAGGUUUCGUUGGCUGUCUUUCAUCAGUUCAGUUCAACCAUUUGGCUCCUCUCAAGGCAGCCAUUCUGAAUCGAGGAAGCUCAUUGGUCAGCAUCCUCGGUAACCUUGUCGAGUCGAACUGUGGCGAGCUGGCGGAUAAAUCCUCAUCCAGAUCGUUAUCAGAUCACGCAGACACAGGCAAAAAACUUCAUCCUAACGCUGGCCAAAACGACUCGGCUGUUAUCGGAGGUUUGAUAGCAGCGGUAGUUCUUAUCGUCCUCUGCGCCGUGGCCGUGAUGACCCGCUUCCUGUAUCGUCAUCGACACGAUCGCACCCGGCAGAUGGCCCCGGUCAAGGAGAAAGAUCACCAGCCCAGGCCAGAACACAGGUAUCGAGCCGAGCUGGACCUACACAGCGCCAUGAGAGACAGCAGGAAAGAGUACUUCAUCUGACCUGUGACGUCCAACCUCAUGACCCCCGCCGAGUCGUUCUGACCCUGCCUGCAACGCCAACCCGGCGGACAGGAAGUGGGAAGACGGCUGAGCCGUGUGGACACAGCCAGUACCCUUCACCUUCCCAACCACUCUCUUAGCAUACAGGAUUCAGGGAAUAGAUAUUACCGUUGCAGAUAUUAGUGCCCUUAAUAGGCUCCCAGGCAGGGCGGGUGGCCGGAACGGGUCAGAAAUGAGGCACAGGAUUUUCGGUGCCUACUGAAAACUAAUAUGACAGGCCCAAGGCAGACGGCACAGCCAGAUUACAUUUCUACGGUGAAGAUAUUGGAUAUCUACGACUGCGAAAAAACGAUGGUGGAAUUAUGACUCGCUUUGUCUUGACAACACUGGUUCUUUGCUGCAGUCAACACCUUUCCCAGAGUUAAAAGAUCAGGUGGCUUCAAAGCUCUGGAGCUUUACACAAACAUGGCCUUCAGCCCUCGGCACACGACGGAGAAUCAAACAUUUGGAGCGACUCCCUUGUGCUUCUAGGGCUAAUUAUUUAACCACACAACAAAGAGAUUACGGAAGCGCUUGCGCGCACACGUGAGUCACCCUGGCAGACAAACAAACGCUCGGCGGUCUUCGGUGCGCCGGCCGUGACAAAUCCGACGGCUCUGGUGUUUUACUGAUCCUACGCAAUGUGUUGUUCAGCCACGGGCCAGCUCGAUGUAUUGAUGCAAAUAAAAGAGGGUGAUGUUACCAGCGGGUCUCCUUCACUUCCUCUGGUUCUUUGUGGCGCAUUCACUUCCUGUUUUUCUUUUUAAAGACAACAUGAAAUGGCAUUCGUAGCUUAUUUUGUUUUUGUAACAGAGAUGUUUUGAAUAAAGGGAUAUUUAUUAUAUAGAUGAUUAUUAUAUAGAUUAUUAAAGUGGAAAAUCAUGUAUGUAGAGCGGGCCUUUAUUUAAUCUUUUGGGGAUGGAAAACAAAAGUCUCGUGUUACUUUUUGCCACCACCUUUACGGUCUUUGUCACAUCAGCAGAGUAUAAAAGUUGUUCAAAGUUUUAACAUUUUGUCAAAAGAGAUUUUUUUGGAAUAACAUGCAGUGAUGAAUCAUGCACAGUAACAUUUAUUAAAAAGUAAAAAGCAUCUCCUUUGAUUUUAUGUUGUCUUUAAACUCUUUCAUUCGCUUAUCCAAUUGCAUCUCUUUUUUGCAAACUCUAAAUCAAUAUCAGCAUCUAGGCCUAUAUGCAGUUUCAUUUACAACACAUGGAUCAACAUUCUUGAUUGGUGCAGAUGCAACAUUCCUGUCAACCAAACAUAAUCUUAAAAAAAAUAGAUUGGUUGAUAUGAAUGUUGUCUCAGAAACAAACAGGAUGCGGAACAAAAUAUUCCACAUGCAGGACAGCUGUUAAAUAAGUUCCCUAUGUGCACAGAAAUUAAUACAAUAAAUUGCACGCGUCACGUUUUACAAGUGUAAAAUUUGACAGGCUGAGCAGGUGGAAAUGUAAUUCUGUUUAAUCACAAAUGAAGAGCGGGUUGCACGUUGAAGAUGUCCGACCAUCCCGCGAUAAACUCAGACCGUGAAAACUACAAUUUAUUCUACACUGGUGGCUCUGGAUUCUCUUUCCAGCAAGAGUAAUGGAGUCAAAAUACCAUUCACACCCUGUUAAAGGUUGGCAGGCCAUUCCUGCGUGAGCCUAAAAUAUGCCUUCGAUCAUAUUAUGAUUUCUUCUUUGCCAACAUACCGACAUGAGAUCUAAUCCAAAUAUAAUUUUUUCCCGGACCGAAUGCGAUAAAAAAAACCACUCUUAACCGCAUAGCGUACGAGAGGGUCAAGAUGUGCAGAUUCCUCUGAUGAUACCCACAGCGCAUAAGAGCGAAGCUUCAAGGCGUUAUCUAAUCAUCGCCCCACCCAACCCCCUCAUUUGUCAUUUUCAGCAGAGACGGGACAAAGAAUCAGUAAUGUUGGAUAUUUAUCUAGCUGUGAUCUAUGUAAAUGUCACUCCCGCAAUGGCAUGGAGAUGAUGGAUCCUCUUUCAAACAGCCCUGGGCUCAGAACCGAGUCUGGUGUACGGCUAAAUCCAUCUCGCCGUAGAUAAACACCAGCAGGAAUGGACCGUUUCUUUCAUUCGAUUACGGAGGAUCUCUCGGAGGUAGUGAAUAUGAGAGCUCGGAUAUUAAUACUUCUGAAAAUGAUGCACAGCCGAGGCAAAUUCAGCAGCUCUGAAGAGUUUGAGAUGUGAUGUCUCUCAAAAAAACAGAUGUACAAACUGAACAUUCUGUGAAAAAUCACUUUCUUGUUGAAACCGGAAAUUUGUGUUGGACAUUAGAGGUGUCAUACUAUAGCGAUAUUGACAGUAAUCGUAAUAUUAAUAACCGUGAUUAAUAAUUUUGUGUAAAUAUUACACAUGAUAAUAUCGUCAAUAGUUCAGCGCUAGGAUCUGGUUGAUACUUAAACAUAAUAGUUGGCGGGUUUACACCUGUUUAACAUUUUGCCUUAAAUGCCACAAUGGUUACAAACUUAUUCUCCAUAAACUCGUAUUUAGAAUGUGAUUCAUCGGCAAAAUACACAAAACACAAAACUUAAAGAUUAAUGUAACUGAUAGCAUAAUUUAUUUAUUUUUUAAUAGACACUGCGAUUACAUUGACGCUGUGUGGUUUUUUUGACCACCAGUUUUCUAUACUGAAAAUCUGAUGUUGUGACAACCCUGUCGGGUUAUACAACCUGAUCUCACGGGAAUUUGUAAAUAUUUUACGAGGCGGCUAAUUCUUAUAAAUUUGAACGAUGUGAAUUGUACGAAAACGUAUGAUUAUUAGAAAAAAGCAAUAUGAAGACCCUCCCCCAAACCUAAGCAUCACUGGCGAGAACGCAAAUCGUACUAAGAUAAACGUAUAAGAUCCUACGAAAUCAUACAAAUGAGCCACCUCAAAAAUUAGUUAUGAAUCGCCGUGAGAUUGUGAGUUAGGACAUCCCAUAUUGAGUUAUGAUUAAACUGCAUCAUAGCCAUGAAGUAUUAUUUGCUACUUGCUAGUUGUUUACAGGUGGUUUUAAUGCUAAUUCACUCUGAUCCGACAAUUUUGGUGUUUUUCGUGUUUGUUUGUGUUCGCAAAUUAGCCUUUAAGGGUUCUGUCUAGAGAGCAUUUGAUUGGACAAAAUUCAGUUUAGUGCAAGAUGAGUCAUCAAUAGUUUUUGUUCGCCUUCCCGAAAACGACUGUAAAUUCUAAAUGUGUAUAACUGCUAAAUGCCCACAUAUGGAUUAAAAUUCGAUUUCAUAGGGCAUUCAAGGACAUAGUGUUACAAUUAUGAUAGAUCAGAUGUAAACACUUAAAGCAGGAAUAUUCAGUAGUCGUUGUUCUUUUUAAGGAUCAUAUUGUCGCGUUCGAAGCCGUGGUAGUUGUCAUGCUCUUUUUGUAGAUGUCCGAUUUUAGCUGAAACUCGCAGAAUGCGCACACCUCCAUUUUUUGAUAACAGAGAUACCAUGAACAUCCAACGUGCCAGAAAGCCUUUCCCACAGCGAAUCUGUACCGCUGUUAUCUCAACAGUUGCAUUGCCUCGGUAGCAUGAACGUGGACGAAAUCAAAACAAAAACCAGACGAAGUUCAGUUGCCUUUAAAUUGCAUUAUCUUUUAGUAAACAUGAUUCAAAACUCAGACUAUCUAAUGGAAAUAAUUUACAGUUUUCUAAUGAUUUAUUAGAAGCUUGUUUUUUAUUGUUAAGUCUAGAUGUAUUGUACAUAAAUGUAUAUUUAUUAUUAAUAAUAAUAA
Molecule: messenger RNA, 8058 nt
Organism: Triplophysa rosa
Lineage: Eukaryota; Metazoa; Chordata; Actinopteri; Cypriniformes; Nemacheilidae
Gene: cntnap5b
Product: contactin associated protein family member 5b
Exons: 24
Coding region: 367-4311 (1314 amino acids)
Source: RefSeq, a predicted model, not a curated record